Molecule: messenger RNA, 921 nt
Organism: Micromonas pusilla CCMP1545
Lineage: Eukaryota; Viridiplantae; Chlorophyta; Mamiellophyceae; Mamiellales; Mamiellaceae
Product: mitochondrial carrier family
Exons: 2
Biological process (GO): transmembrane transport
Source: RefSeq, a predicted model, not a curated record
CUCCUGUGCGGCGGCGUCGCGGGCGCCUUCUCCAAGUCGUGCACCGCGCCGCUCGCGCGGAUCACGAUCUUGCGCCAGCUGCAAUCGACCGGCGUCGUUCACGGAUGGAGCGGCAGCGCGGGCAUGGGGAUCUACGCCGCGCUCGCGAAGAUCGCGCGUGAGGAGGGCGUGCGCGCGCUGUGGAAGGGCAACGGCGUCACGGUGCUCCAUCGCCUGCCGUACAGCAGCAUCAACUUUUACGCGUACGAGAACAUCAUGGACUUUCUCGAGGGCGAAGGGAGCUGGGCCCGGAGCGGCGAGAAGUCCAAGUCCUCCGCCGGGGGGAAAGGGGGAACGAGCAGGAAAGACGACGAGGACAACCCGGAGCGCCAGGGCGGCGUCGGGCUCGGUUGGGACGUCGGCCGGCGGCUCGUCGCCGGCGGCAGCGCCGGCAUGAUCGCGUGCGCGAUGACCUACCCGCUAGACCUCGUCCGCACGCGCCUCGCGGCGCAGACGACGGUGAAGCACUACGACGGCUUAUUCCACGCGCUGUACGUCAUCGCGAAGAAGGAAGGGCCGAGAGGGUUGUACCGCGGCCUCCCGCCGACGCUCGUGGGCGUGGGGCCGAGCCUCGCGAUCAACUUCGCGGCGUACGAGACGUUUCGCGACCACCUCGGGAUCUUCGGCGAGCCCACGAUGCGAUCGCUGCUGUGCGGGAGCGCGUCCGCGGUGGUGUCCGCGACGGCGUGUUACCCGCUCGAUUUAGUGCGGAGGAGGUUGCAGAUGCGGUGCGCGCAGGAUCGCGGGCAGAGUUUCUUGGGCGUGUUUCGCGCCAUCUGGGCGACGGAGGGCAUGGCGGGGUUCUACCGCGGGCUCAUCCCGGAGUUUUGUAAGGUCGUGCCGGGGGUGAGCAUCACGUACAUGACGUACGAGCUCAUGAAG